Insectozyma verbasci is the source of this 1095-nucleotide messenger RNA. Lineage: Eukaryota; Fungi; Ascomycota; Pichiomycetes; Serinales; Debaryomycetaceae. The record is from the annotation of a GenBank genome assembly.
AUGAGUUUAGUACAAUCAACAAUGUUCAAUCAUCAUUUAAAUCGAUCGGGAUCUUCAUCCCAUCAUCAUAGAUCUAGGAGUUUUGAAUUAUUAAAACAAGUUAACAAUAUCCAGUCUAAUAAAAGAUCAUAUAGUGAUGAUUUACACUCACAACUGAAAAGAUCAAAAACUGCACCACCUUCACCGCCUUAUGAUAAUAAAUUAAUUACCCCGGAACAAAAAUUAUCACUUAAAAAUAUAAUUAAACCAAAUAUAAAUUUAAGAUCAAGAAGUUUAUCACCAAAUAAGAAAUUUAUAAAUCCAUUAUCUCCAUCAAAUUCACCAAAAUCAUCACCAAUUACAUCACCAGAAACUAUGAAAAUUAAAUUACCAAGUAUAAGUGCCGCUUUAAAUCAAGUACAACCAUUAACUGAAGAACCAAUUAAAUUAAAACCAAUUACUCCAUCAACUGAAUACUUUGAAGAAAAUUCGAGUUCUUGGAGAUAUGAAUUAUUAGAUAAAAUUACAAAACAAUCAAAACAUUUUCAUUUAAAUCAAUAUAACUACCUUAAUAAUCAUGCUCAACAACCUACGUCAGUGUUAUUACCAAAAAUUAAAACUGCAGUUGAUCUACCAUAUGAAUCAUCAAAUUAUACGUACAAUAUAAAUAAAUUGAAAGAAAUUCCAGAAUACCUUGAAUUAGCACAAUCAUUGAUAUCACUAUCAGAACCAAAACCAGUAUACUAUCCACCAGCACCAAUUACUCAUAAAUUUAUACCAAUAACGACACCUCCAAAGAAGAAAAGUGAAAUAUCGCCGAAGACUAGCCACCACCAUCAUCAUCAUCAUCAUGCAACAAGAAUAUGUUUAUCAUGUAGUAGUGAUCAAUCACCAUGCUGGAGACCAUCAUGGUCUAUAAAAGAAGGACAAUUAUGUAAUUCAUGUGGAUUAAGAUAUAAGAAAACAUCAGCAAGAUGUUUAAAUGAUAAAUGUAGAAAAAUUCCUGCAAAAGGAGAAUGGUCGUUAAUGCAAAGUAAAGAGAAGGUUAAAUUUGAAGAUGGUCAUGAAGGAUAUAGUUGUUUAGAAUGUGGAUGGAGAGUUGAAGUUAAAAAGUAG